This is a messenger RNA of Rotaria sp. Silwood1, 1050 nucleotides long. Lineage: Eukaryota; Metazoa; Rotifera; Eurotatoria; Philodinida; Philodinidae. The record is from the annotation of a GenBank genome assembly.
AUGGGCUCUAGUAAUAGUGUCCAUGUUACCCUUAAUCUUGAUCGAACGAAUCCAUUCUUUUAUGCGGGUGAAUUAGUAUCAGGAACAGCCAAUGUUAAUAUCAAAGAAGGACAAGUCAAAGUCGACGAAAUAUUUAUUGUAUUGAAAGGCGAAACUGGUUAUACAACAACUCGUACUGUUCACGAAUCAAACGGUUCAACACAUACAGUAACUGAUUAUCAUACAAUAUCUUUUUUUUUAGAAAAAAAAAUCUUGGAAAGUCCAGGAUUAAGAGAAAAAGAAUUAGUUUAUCAUUGUGGACAGCAUUCAUGGCAAUUUGAAAUUCCAUUGCCACCUCAACUUCCACCUACAAUCAAUGAACCGCGCAAAUAUCCACAUGUUCGAUAUUCUUUAAAAUUUGUUAUCGAUAAACCUUGGUACAAACGAAACACCAAUGAAAUUCUCUGGUUGACAGUGUUUCCAUAUGUCAAUCUAUUGAAUAAUCCUCAGUUUUUAACGUCAUCUAUAUUUGGUAAUCAUAAUCGAAAACAUGUUACUCUGAAAGGCAAUAUAAACAAAUUAGGUUAUGUACUCGGUGAGAUGAUUACAGGAACUUUAGAAAUUGAAAAUCCGGAAAAAACCUUAUUGAAACAAAUUUAUUUAACUUUGAUUCAGCACUGUCGAAUUGAGAGUAAUACGAAAAAAGAAAAAAUCGUUGAAACAAUUCUGCCCACAAUUGUUAACACAAAAGAGGAGCACAUCAUGCAAAAAUUUUCAUUAGUUAUUCCACUUACACAUAUAGCUCCAUCAUAUGCAUUUAGUGGCGGUUUUCAUCAUACGACUAACGUACAUAUUAAUUACUUUCUAGAAUUUGAUGUUAAAGCUGAAGGCAUGUUUACAAAUUUCGAUGUCAGUAUACCCAUUACAAUAGGAACUGAAUCCAAUACAAAACCAAAUGAACAUCAGCUAAAUGACACAACCAAUUUGUGGCCUAAUUCUCUUUCUUACUAUCCGGAAACAAUUAUGCAUGCCGAAUAUCCUCCGCCAAGUUAUUAUUCUAUAUCAAAUUAA